GCCCAGAGUAUCCAGAUGGCGUGCAGCAGCAGGAGGGUCACCAUCCAGCUUGUGGACGAGGAGACAGGGGCUGGAACCACGGGCUUGCAGCUCUUUCGGGGCCAGAGAUACGAGGCAAUCAGGGCGACCUGCCUGGAUUCUGGGAUCCUGUUCCGCGACCCUUAUUUCCCUGCUGGCCCUGAUGCCCUUGGCUAUGACCAGCUGGGGCCGGACUCGGAGAAGGCCAAAGGGGUGAAAUGGAUGAGGCCCCAUGAGUUCUGCACUGAGCCCCAGUUCAUCUGUGAAGACAUGAGCCGGACAGAUGUGUGUCAGGGAAGCCUGGGUAACUGCUGGUUCCUUGCGGCUGCUGCCUCCCUCACUCUCUAUCCUCGACUCCUGUGCCGCGUGGUUCCUCCAGGACAGGGCUUCCAAAAUGGCUACGCAGGCGUCUUCCACUUCCAGCUCUGGCAGUUUGGCCAAUGGGUGGACGUCGUGGUGGACGACAGGCUGCCUGUGCGUGAGGGGAAGCUGAUGUUUGUGCGCUCGGAACAGCGGAAUGAGUUCUGGGCUCCACUCCUGGAAAAAGCCUAUGCCAAUGAUCAGGGCGAGUACCGGACAGAAGACGGGCUGGUGAAGGGACAUGCAUAUUCAGUCACAGGCACACACAAGGUGUUCCUGGGCUUCACCAAAGUGCGGCUGCUGCGGCUGCGGAACCCAUGGGGCCGUGUGGAGUGGACUGGAGCCUGGAGCGACAGCUGCCCACGCUGGGGUACACUUCCUGCGGAGUGGCGAGAUGCUCUGCUGGUGAAGAAGGAGGAUGGCGAGUUCUGGAUGGAGCUGCAGGAUUUCCUCCGCCACUUCGACACGGUGCAGAUCUGCUCGCUGAGCCCGGAGGUGCUAGGGCCCAGCCCAGCUGGAGGUGGAUGGCACAUGCACACCUUCCAGGGCCGCUGGGUGCGAGGCUUCAACUCUGGCGGGAGCCAGCCUAGUGCUGAAACCUUCUGGACCAACCCCCAGUUCCGGCUGACGCUGCAGGAGCCUGAUGAGGAGGAUGAGGAUGAGGAAGGGCCCUGGGGGGGCUGGGGGGCAGCAGGGGCUCGGGGCCCAGCACACGGGGGCCGCUGGCCCAAGUGCACUGUCCUCUUGUCGCUUAUCCAGCGCAACCGGCGGCGCCUGAGGGCCAAGGGCCUCACAUACCUCACCGUGGGCUUCCACGUGUUCCAGAUUCCAGAGGAGUUGCUGGGCCUCUGGGACUCCCCGCGCAGCCGCGCACUCCUGCCCCGGCUGCUGCGCGCUGAUCGUUCACCCUUCUGCGCCCGCCGCGACGUGAGCCGCCGCUGCCGCCUGAGCCCGGGCCACUACCUGGUGGUGCCCAGCGCCGCCCGCGCCGGUGACGAGGCCGACUUCACGCUGCGCAUCUUCUCUGAGCGUCACCACACGGCAGUGGAGAUCGACGACGUGAUCAGCGCCGACCUGCGGGCGCUUGAGGGCCCCUACACGCCUCUGGAGCUGGGCUUGGAGCUGCUGUUUCUGGAGCUUGCUGGCGAGGGGGAAGAGCUCCAGGCCUCACAGCUCCAGGCCUUACUAAGCAUUGCCCUGGAGCCGGGUAGGGCCCACAUCCAAACCCAAGGGGAGAUCGGACUGAAGACCUGUGAGCAGCUGCUGCAGUGUUUUGGGCAUGGAGGAAGCCUGGCCCUGCACCACUUCCAGCACCUCUGGGACCACCUCCUGGAGUGGCAGGCCAUAUUUGAUAAGUUUGAUGAGGACGCCUCUGGAACGAUGAACUCCUAUGAGCUGCGGCUGGCGCUGAAUGCAGCAGGCUUCCACUUAAACAACCAAUUGACCCAGUCCCUCACCAGCCGCUACCGAGAUAGCCGUCUACGUGUGGACUUUGAGCGUUUCGUGUCCUGUGCAGCUCAGCUCACUUACAUCUUCCGUCACUGCAGCCAGCACUUGGAUGGGGGUGAGGGGGUCAUCUGCCUCACCCAUAGACAGUGGAUGGAGGUGGCCACCUUCUCCUAGGAUCCCAGGAGCUGGGGAGCUGAGAAGACCACCCUCCUUUGGCUCUGCACCUCCCUGCCUGGCGUGAGAUGAAGAUCUGACUGGGCCAGCCUGCCUGGGGUUGGCUGCUGGCCCUUUCGGUGACUUCAUUGCACUGUGUCUCCCCUCCUGGAAACAGGGUAGCAGCAGCACCUUUCUCACGCGGACUAUUUAAAGCAAGUCCACGGUGCUGGAUGCCAUUCUAAGAGGCAGUCCCCAACAGUACCUUCUUACUUUUACAGACUCACGGGAGCGAGGCAGUCCCCAACAGUACCUUCUUACUUUUACACACUCACGGGAGCAGGGAUUAUGGGCU
Otolemur garnettii (small-eared galago) is the source of this 2335-nucleotide messenger RNA. RefSeq names its product calpain 12 (gene CAPN12). The transcript has 20 exons. Gene Ontology annotation, biological process: proteolysis. Gene Ontology annotation, molecular function: calcium-dependent cysteine-type endopeptidase activity; calcium ion binding. The coding region runs from base 16 to 2001 and encodes 661 amino acids. Lineage: Eukaryota; Metazoa; Chordata; Mammalia; Primates; Galagidae. The record is from RefSeq and is a predicted model, not a curated record. Gene Ontology annotation, cellular component: cytoplasm.